Molecule: messenger RNA, 2952 nt
Organism: Helicoverpa armigera (cotton bollworm)
Lineage: Eukaryota; Metazoa; Arthropoda; Insecta; Lepidoptera; Noctuidae
Gene: Smu1
Product: WD40 repeat-containing protein SMU1
Exons: 6
Coding region: 472-2010 (512 amino acids)
Biological process (GO): mRNA splicing, via spliceosome
Cellular component (GO): precatalytic spliceosome
Molecular function (GO): protein binding
Source: RefSeq, a predicted model, not a curated record
GCUGUAACUUAUACCCGGGAGAAGGUUUUAGGAUUCAUUUUCAUAGGAUUCAGUUUUUGUCACCAUCCGGCUACGGGACGCGGGUGAUAUCGCGGGCGAAAGCUAGUAUAAUAUAAAUAUUCGUGUCCUACAAUUGUGCACUCCAGCACGGAGCGCGUGGCCCAUGCCCAUCACAGGCCAUGGUGUACUGUGGGUUUUAUACGUAACGGUUGGCAACUUUGUUGUCUUCAUGUCAAUUUAUUGUCAAAUAAAACUUCUGUCAAACGAAUCUGCGGAGUAAAUAUUGUGGUCUUCUUUUGGUCGUAUUUCGUUAUUGAAAACAGCUGGUUUGAUACUGUUUUCGGAAGCUGCUGCCUGUUAAAACACCCAAGUUUUACAGUGCUUGUUUAAUUAAAUUCAGACAUCCAGUUUAUCAGUCUCAUUUCUCCAUAAAUGUUUUUUUAUUGUUAAAGAGCGUGAUUGUUUUACAUUAUGUCUAUUGAAAUAGAAUCCGCCGAUGUGAUCCGACUGAUCCAGCAGUACCUGAAGGAGUCUAACCUCACCAAAACACUUCAAACGCUGCAGGAGGAGACGGGCGUGUCGCUGAACACGGUGGACAGCGUGGACGGGUUCUGCGCCGACAUCAACAACGGGCACUGGGACACGGUGCUGAAGGCCACGGCCUCGCUCAAGCUGCCGGACAAGAAGCUCAUGGAGCUGUACGAGCAGGUGGUGCUGGAGCUGAUCGAGCUGCGCGAGCUGGGCGCGGCGCGCUCGCUGCUGCGCCAGACGCACCCCUGCCUGCUCAUGAAGCAGCUGGAGACGGACCGCUACAUCCACCUGGAGAACCUGCUGGCGCGCUCGUACUUCGACCCGCGCGAGGCGUACGGCAGCGGCGGCGGCAAGGAGCGGCGCCGCGCCGCCGUGGCCGCCGCGCUGGCCGGCGAGGUGUCCGUGGUGCCCAGCUCGCGGCUGCUGGCGCUGCUGGGGCAGGCGCUCAAGUGGCAGCAGCACCAGGGCCUGCUGCCGCCCGGCACCACUAUCGACCUGUUCCGCGGCAAGGCCGCCAUCCGCGACGAGGAGGACGACCAGUGCCCCACGCAGCUCUCCAAGAUCAUCAAGUUCGGCCAGAAGUCGCACGUCGAGUGCGCCAGGUUCUCUCCAGACGGCCAGUACUUGGUGACGGGCUCGGUGGACGGGCUGGUGGAGGUGUGGAACUUCACGACCGGCAAGAUCCGCAAGGAUCUGCGCUACCAGGCGCACGAGGAGUACAUGAGCAUGGACGAGGCCGUGCUCAGCCUGGCCUUCGGCCGCGACAGCGACACCCUCGCCGCCGGCUCCAACGACGGCAAGAUCAAGGUGUGGAAGGUGUCGUCGGGGCAGGUGCUGCGCAAGCUGGACCGCGCGCACGCGAAGGGCGUCACGUGCCUGCAGUUCACGCGCGACAACACGCAGCUGCUGUCCGCGUCCUUCGACCGCACCAUCCGCAUCCACGGGCUCAAGUCGGGCAAGGUGCUCAAGGAGUUCCGCGGCCACGCGUCCUUCGUCAACGAGGCGGUGUUCACGCCCGACGGCCACGCCGUGCUCAGCGGCUCCUCGGACGGCAGCGUCAAGGUGUGGUCGGUCCGCACGGGCGAGUGCACGGCCACGCUCAAGCCGCUCGGCAGCGGCGAGCCGCCCGUCAACUCGCUGCUGCUCACGCCCAAGAACCCCGACCACUUCGUGGUGUGCAACCGCACCAACACCGUCGUCAUCAUGAACAUGCAGGGCCAGAUCGUGCGCUCCUUCUCCAGCGGGCGCCGCGAGCAGGAGGGCGGCGCCCUCGUCAGCGCCGCGCUCAGCGCCCGCGGCCGCCUCGUCUACUGCGCCGGCGAGGACCUCGUGCUCUACGCCUUCUGCACCGCCACCGGCAAGCUGGAGCGCACCAUCACCAUCCACGACAAGGCCGUGAUCGGGCUGACGCACCACCCGCACCAGAACCUGCUCGCCACGUACGGCGAGGACGGCCUGCUCAAGCUGUGGAAGCCGUGAGCGCUCGCCGGGCACGUCACACGUCGUCACUUCGCUAGCUCUACGUCAAGCCGAUAUUACACGGAUCUACUUUGGUUCUAUAUUAUUUUCAUUUCAUUAUCGAUGCGAGUCUUUGAUAAGCUUGAACGUCCAACGCAAAAAUAGCGCUGUUAUGAGUGUCUGUCUGUGUGUCUAUAUGAGGCACAUGUUUCACAAGCAGCGGGCAAGCCGUUUUAAAGUUAUUAUUUAAUUAUUUUUAUUUAAUUAUCAACCGUGGCAGAGAUGUCAGGUAAGCGUCCGUUCAUAUAGCCCGGUCUAUCAAAAAGCAUCGGCGCGCAGUUUUCUUUUCACACAGACCGGAGCCGAUCACUUGCGCGAGCAUUAAAGAGCAUGCAAACGGAGCCAAACGUCAAGAAAAAAUACACGAUCGGAGCCGGUCGGCUCCUCUUAUUAUUUCACACCGAGCGCAUUCGAGCAUUCUCAAUGACAAAAGCAGUGCGCAUGCAAAAAUAAACCUUACUUCAAAUACUAAGUACUCAAUUUUUAACGUAUUAAGAAUUUGCUCUGCUCUCCGAGCCGGUCUGUCUGAAAGGACCCUAAAGUAGCAGUUACGUCUUGUUGUAACUUCUUUUGAUUUGUCGUUUAAGUUCAAAUACUUCGCAAAUGAAAAGAAUGUCCGCACUGGCGGUCCCUGAGUGGAGACCCUGGCGCGUCGUAUUACUCUCAUUUCACUUGUAAAUGUCAGUUCUCUGCAACGGUUUUGUUUAUUAUGUAAUUGUUUCUAUAGGUCGAUCCGUGUAACAUUUGUUGAAGAUGUUUGUUGAGAACUAUUCUAGUUUGCUACAUGCUCCGCUGAUACCAAACUUAGUGCAGCAAACUUGAAUAGUACUUGAUGGGCCACUGUGUCUGUAGAUUAUUAUUUUGUAAGCAUUACUUAUAAGGUAUAAUAAAAGUAAUAAUGAA